AAACUGGACUGAAAUAAUUAUGCAGAAGAUGCUCUUAUUCUGAAGGGUCAGGCCGGAAACAGUAUUUUCCCCGUUACUUUAGAGUCCCAGAGGCUCCAAGGAGAGAAAGACCCGCUGCUGACGGAGAGGAAGGACUUCAGCCCAACAGGACCGGAAUCAGCCCCAAAACCCUCCGAGAACUGGACCGAACGGAACCCGAACAGAACCGAGAGCCGGUUCUGUUCGGAGCUUUGGGCCGGAGCUGCUGUUAUCUUCAGCGGGAACGCAGAGGAAUGGGUCGGCCGAGGAAGAAACCCUCCUGUGGGUGUUCGGAGUGAAACCGACCCGAGGGAGGAAGAGGAGCAGUGAGGAGGAAGAAUAGGUUCCGAACAGGAGGACAAGAUGAAGAUGGGAGGAAGAGGAGGAGCGGCGCUGCUGGAGCUCUGCGGGAUUCUGCUGCUGCUGACCGGAAGCUGUCACUGCCGAGACUCUCAGCAGACCGAACAUCUGGCCUCGUACCAGCUGACUGCUCCUAGGCCAAUAGGAGGCCGGCUGAGGCGGGACGCUGAGGGCAGGCCGCCCAAUCAGGUUUCCUUCAUCAUCCCAGUGGAUGGAAACGAUCUCCUCGUCCAUCUGCAGAGAAACGAGGUCCUGCUGCCUCCAGAUUUCACCGUCUUCACCUACGGCCCAAACGGAUCCCUGAUCACAUCCAGACCACCUGUCCAGAACCACUGCCAGUACCAGGGCUUCGUUCAGGACAUGGAGGGCUCUGCUGUGGCCAUGAGCGUCUGCAGCGGCCUCAGAGGAGUGAUGCAUCUGACCAACGACAGCUACGGCAUCGAGCCGCUAGGCUCCGCCCCCGAGCAGCACCUGCUCUACCGCCUGCAGGAUGUGACAUCACAGCCCCGAGGAUGUGGAACGCCUCACUACGGGCACGGCGACGCUGCGGAGCAUGCUCAGUACGACCCGGAGGAGAUCCAGCACCGCCGGCGCAGCAGGGUAAAGAGAGCUGUUCUCCACAAGACUCACUAUGUGGAGCUGCUGCUGGUGGUCGACAACGACAGGUUUAAACACAUGAAUGGAAACGAGACGGCGGUCAGAGAGCAGAUGAUUCACCUGGCGAACCUCAUAGACGGCAUCUACAUGCAGCUGAACGUCCGGGUGGUUCUGGUCGGUCUGGACAUCUGGACCAAGCAGAACCUGAUCAACACGGAGGGCGGAGCCGGCGAGGUGCUGAGCCGCUUCACCCAGUGGAGGGAGAAGGAGCUGGUUCCCCGGCGGCGCCACGACUCGGCCCAGCUCAUCCUGAUGAAGAGCUUUGGCGUAACAGCAGGAAUGGCGUUCGUCUCCACCGUCUGCUCCAGAAGCCAUGGAGGAGGAAUCAACGCGUUCCUGAACAACAACGUCGCGGCCUUCGCCUCCAUCGUGGCUCAUGAACUCGGACACAACCUGGGGAUGAACCACGACGACGGGCGGACCUGCAGCUGCCCCACCGCCGCCUGCAUCAUGCACUCCGGAGCCACAGGAUCCAAAAACUUCAGCAGCUGCAGCGCCGACGACUUUGAGAAGAUGAUCCUAUCGACGGGAGGAACGUGUCUCCUGAACGUCCCCCGGCCCGACGAGGCCUACAGCGCCCCCUACUGUGGAAACAGGCUGGUGGACGUCGGGGAGGAGUGCGACUGUGGAUCAGAGAAGGAGUGUGAGGAGGACCCCUGCUGUGAGUAUCGGACCUGUAAGCUGAAGCCUGGGGCUCAGUGUGCGUCUGGAGAGUGCUGCUCCGGCUGUCAGUUCCUCCCUGGAGGAACGGUGUGCCGCUCCAAGAAGGACCAGGAGUGUGAUCUGCCAGAAUACUGCAACGGCUCCACCUCCUUCUGUCAGAGCGACGUCUUUGUCCAGAACGGACAUCCCUGCCGGAACCAGCAGGCUUACUGCUACAACGGGAGGUGCCAGCACCUGGACGGACAGUGCCAGGCCCUGUUCGGACCCAAGGCAACGGCCGCUCCGGACAUCUGCUUCAAAGACGUCAACAGCAAAGGAGAUCGCUUCGGCAACUGUGGCUACCAGCACUUAGGCUACAAGAAGUGUGAGAGCAGAAACGCUCAGUGCGGGAAGCUGCAGUGUCUGAACGUGAAGGGGGGGACGGUGUUCGGCAUCCUGCCGUCCAUCAUCACCACUCCGAUACACGGAGCCACCUGCUUCGGGGUCGACUUCAUGCUGGGAUCCGACGUUCCCGACCCGGGAAUGGUGAACGAAGGGACCAAGUGUGGAGACAACAAGGUGUGUAUGAACUUUGAGUGUCGCAGUGCAGACGUCCUGAGCUACGACUGUGAUGUGGAGACAAAGUGCCAUGGACACGGGGUGUGUAACAGCAACAGGAACUGCCACUGCGACUACGGCUGGUCGCCGCCGUCCUGCAAGCUGUCGGGCUACGGCGGCAGCGUGGACAGCGGACCCACGUGGAACGAUAAGGACACGUCUCUCAGGGACGGCCUCCUCAUCUUCUUCUUCCUCGUCCUUCCUCUGCUGGCUCUGGCAGCGUUUGUCUUCCUGCGCCGCAACGAGCUGCUGCGGCGCCUCGGACUGAGCCGCAGGAAGAGGUCGCAGGGAUACCAGGCCGACGGAGCGACUUCGACCAAACCGACCAAUCCCGGCAGAGCCCCGCCUCCCAGAGCACAGCCGCCCCCUGCUGGCCGCGGCACUGCGAACUUCAUCGUCAGGGACGGGCAUCACGCUCAGCUGCUGCCGCCGCUGCAGGUGGUGGAGACCAGUGAGACCAGUGAGAGAGCUCCGCCCUUCGCUGCAAGGCCGCCGCCGCCUCCUCUAAAACCGAAACCUUCUGCUGCAUCUCAGCCUCUGGUGCCUCAAAGACCCGCCCCCGCUCCGCCUGUUUAGCCAAUCAGGAGCUUCCUCUCGACUCCGCCCUCCUCCUCUUCCUCCUGACCUUCAGUCUCCUUUCUCUGGUUCCUUAGCAACACCCAGGGAGGAAUCAAUGAGGCGGAUCAGCCGACCUGGAGGUGCAGCCGGACUUGGACUGGGCCGACAGGUCGGACUUGGACUGGGCCGACAGGUCGGACUUGGACUGGGCCGACAGGUCGGACGGGUCGCAGCAGGACUGAACCGAAGCGGCUCUUGCAUUUGUUCACCUUAACUUGGUCAGGUGACCUCUGCUGUAGCCAAACCAGCCAAUCAGAUAAAUCAAAUAGCAGCUAAACAAACACAGUUCAUGUUCAUAAAGCGGUUACUGGAGCAGAAAUAACUCUGAGUUCACUCACUGCCACACGGAGCAGUUACAUUCAGAUUCUACUGGGGCUGAAUGUAACUGGGAACACUGGGCUCCCAGUGUUCCCAGUUGCAUGAUGAAAAACCUUAGCAGAAGCACUGGCCCAGCUCUAGUGCAAUUUUAUGAUGCAAUAAAAUUAUCAUAUUCCUUCAUAAGUUUUACAUAGCAAAUCAACAAUACCCAUAAAAUGCUAAUAUGUCAUUCCCAUCAGCUGCUGAGCUGUUAGCCUGUAAGCUAACAAUUCAUAAACUGACUGCUAAUAUAGCAACUUAUAGCCUUGAUAUUUAUGCAGUUAAAUAUGGACAGAAAAUACUUUUUUAACUUUCCAAUCAUUCUCUAAAAUUAUUAAAAUAUCCAAUUUGGGUGUUAGCAGGUGAUGCUAACUACAUUAGCAUGCUACAUUAGCAUUUUCCAGACUGAGCAGCAGCAGUGUUUUUAAUCAAACCGUUUAAAACGUUUUAUAUAAUGUUUGAGUUAUUACUAAUAAAUAUUAUUAAAAACAUACUAAAUCAGUAAUAUUUACAAUCCUGUCAGAAAACCACCGUAUCUGUCUAGUUAGUGUUAGCAUGCUAACAUUAGCAUCUUCUGUUACAGCAGCGGUGAAUUAGACUUGAUGACAAAAGUUUCAAACGCUGUUUCAGUGCUUCAUUGAUAUUUAUUAGCGACAAUUCUGUAUUACCUAUUAAUUCAAUAAAUAAUCCUUAAAAUAUCAGAAAACCACAGUUAUGUUAGCAUAACAUUAGCAUCUUCUGUUCUGGUGGCAGUGAAUUAGACUUGAUGAAAAAGUUUCAGUGCUUCCAAAGCGUAUGUUUUUAACGAUAAUAAAUAAUCUAUUAAUCCAACCAAUAAUCUUUAAUUAUUAUGGAUUUCUUUAUCUGAAAACCACAAUUAUCUGAGGACUUAUUGUUAGCAUGCUAACAUUAGCGCUUCAGUGCAUCAAGACUUAAUGGCAUGUGCGAUUUUUGUAAAUUUUUGCAAUGUUUUGAAUUUGUCAGAAAACACCAGAAAAAUGUGGUUGAGGGUGUGAAUUUUAAGUGUUAGCAUGCUAACAUUAGCAUUACUGCAGCUGCAUUACUGGACACUACUGGAGUAAUUGUCUACAUCACACAGUAAAAGAGAUGUUUAAUAAAAAGGAGCAUGACAUCUUACCAGUAAAAUGAAGCUAGCCUCGCUCUGAUUGGCUGGUCUGUGUUGCAGGGGGCGGAGCCUUCACCUGGUUUCUGUAAUCUUUUCUAGUUAAAGAGUCGGUGUUGUGUUGAACUGCAGCUCCGCUCAGCACUGUCAUAGGAAUGUAACGCACCCUACAGGCGCCGUGUGGAGGUGCGUUUAGUUUCAGCACCCCGCCCCGCCCGGCUCACUCAGUAUUCUCCCAGUAUGCAACGCGAGGAGCUCAGGGCGGCUCAGACUUUUGGUUUUCGAUGUGUGGUACGCAGCGUCUGCACGAUUUAUGCAGCAGCGAAGAAAACGUGUCUGCAGCGCUGCACUGACUGGACCUGGAUCUGGAUCUGGGUCUGGAUCUUUAUCUUGAUCUGGAUCUGGUCCUGGACCCGGGUCUGGACCUGGGUCUGGACCCGGGUCUGGACCUGGGUCUGGACCCGGGUCUGGACCUGGCGGACUCUCCCUGCUCUUCUUUGCACAGAACCCUGAGGACUCUGCGUUAGGGCUAGCUAACUUUGUGCCAACUGACUCUUGGAUGCCAAACCGAGACGUGAGGCGGGCAGAAGCGUCCGGUCGGCGCCGGCCGGCCGGACGGUGAGGAGGAAACGACUCGGAUCUCAUGCUGAGGCUCAAACCAGCUGAACGCUCAGACAUCAUGGCCGCCUCCAGUUCAAACACGGCGACUCCUCCUGACUCCUCCACCACCAGGACAAGAUUUCCUCUUUAAAAGCUGGAAACUGAUUGGGUUUUUAAAAUCAUUAUUUCUCCCCUGUCAUUUCAGUACGGCAGUCAAAAAGGGACAAAUCUACCUUGGGCUCUUAAUCAGAUUUUUUACGGAUAAUUUUGUCCUCUAGUUUAUUUUUUACCUCUGGUUUGAUGCUGAUUCUACGAUUCGGUGCUUUACACGGCGUUACUGUACAUUUUACUAGAUGUCUCUGCGUUUCACAGAAUGCUGCGUAGCUUCUGCUUAGCUCUGGCUCAGAUAUCUAAUGUAUGGUCCAGGUAGGAUCCAUGUCAAGAAUUAAAUAUGAAAAAUAUAAAAUAUUACUCAGAGAUCAGAGAUAUUAUCAAAACAUCAGCUGCUAAUACACAUUUCUUUUUUUGGUAAUUUCCAGUGGUGGACACGUCUCUGCUUGAGCUAAUAUUUCAUCCUUUUUAGCUUUUUCUAGCUCUGAAAACAUUUAGCAUACUUAGCUUCCCCUAAAUUAAUGUGUCCAUAUAAAUUCUAAAGCACUGAUUUACUUGGCUGUUUUGUAAAGUUUCAAGUGAAUAACAUUUGACGCCUGUGAUUUGGACGUUUAUAGUCAUACUCUUAUUUUGAAAGUGGUGAAGAUGCAGCAAUUCUGCUUCCUCACAUUUAAUUUUUUUAAUCAAGAAACUUUGAGCAACUGGCAAAAUGCAACAAACAAGCAAACAGCGUUGGUGUAGCGCUUUAGCAUUAGCUUAUGCUAAAUACCAUGUUGGUGUAGCUGUUUAGCAUUAGCGCAGCUAGCUUUGUAGAGUUAGCCAUGCCCACCACUGGUAAUUUCUUUUCCCCUGAACCUGUAGGGGGCGCUGGUGCACACAGUUGUCACUGUACAAUACAAUAAAGGAUCAUAAACAUGAAGGUCAAGAAUAUUUCCAUUAAUAAUAAAACUGAGAAAAUAUUAAACCCUUUCAACUGAAAAUUCACGGAAACUGACGAAUUUUCACCAUAAAUUCUGGUUGCAUUUAAACUUUAUACUGUUACAUGUCGAAGUACAUUCAGAAGAGUAGAAACAAUCAUCCUGCAAAUAUAUUCAAAAUAAAUAAUAUAAUAAAUUAAAGAAGUUACUUGUAGGUGAUUUGUUUAGCAGGAGGCCAGAGAUUAAAGCCAUAUCUUUAAAUCUGAUGGUUUGAGUCCAAACGUGAGAUUUGUUUAAAGCGUCUGAUCGGUUUGUUCACCGGGUCUGAUCCCAGUUCGGUCCUUCAGGUUGGGAUCAUGAGCAGAGAGGAGAGGAAAUCCAUUCACUUUCUCGCUUUACAUUUAUAAAUCAAUAAUAUAUAUGGAUAUAAUUCACGAGUGUUGAGGAAUAUAAAGUAGGGCUAAUAGAUGUGAGCUUGUUUCAUUGAUGGUGAACCUGAGUUGGACACAGAAUCUUAUUUUCUGUUACAAAAUGAUUUUAUAGGAUUUUUGUUUGUUUGGUUUGAUUCUGUUUCUGGUCAUCAAAAAUAUUUCAUGUUUUUAUGUCUGUGUUAAAUAAAACUCUUUCCGCCCCGACUGGAGGUCAGAAAUUCAUACGUUCAUUCGUCCUGACAGGAAGUCUGACUGUUUUUAAACGAGGAUGCUCAUGGACCCACUGCGGUUGCUACGGCAACAGUGAUGUAUUUCAUCUUCAAACGUAAUUUAAUAAACUUGAUUAAAUCUGA
Messenger RNA from Poecilia latipinna (sailfin molly), 6805 nucleotides. Its product is annotated as disintegrin and metalloproteinase domain-containing protein 9. The transcript is spliced from 24 exons. The record is from RefSeq and is a predicted model, not a curated record. The coding region runs from base 382 to 2871 and encodes 829 amino acids. Gene Ontology annotation, molecular function: metalloendopeptidase activity. NCBI's taxonomy places the organism in Eukaryota, Metazoa, Chordata, Actinopteri, Cyprinodontiformes, Poeciliidae. Gene Ontology annotation, cellular component: plasma membrane. Gene Ontology annotation, biological process: proteolysis.